AUGUCGGGCGCGCCCGCGGGCGGCGGCAGCCCCUCUGCGGCGGCGCAGGUGGGCCAGGCGGCGCUGCACGGGGCGCAGAAAGGUGCGCAGAUCGCGCAGCGGGGAGUGGUGAACCUCACCAUCUAUGUGCAGCACAAUCCAACGAUCGUGAAAAUGCUUUGCUGCGCAGUUGGCUUAGCUUUGUCGGUGAUUAGCAUCCUGAGCAUCGUGGGAGUGGCACAGAUGAGCGAUGCGGAAAAGUGGUCAGCCAGGGAUACCUUGCAGACCGUGUACACCUUCGUCUUUGGCUUCGUUCUCAUCUUGAUCGACAUGAAGGAGGACUGGGCCAACAAGUAUUUCGGGUUACAGACUAAGCUUUUUGUGUACGGCAACUUCCUGGCGACCUACACUGGGCGCGCUCUCUUCUAUUUCUAUGUAGGAUCAAUAUCACUUUUCUUGCUUCCAACCUCGGAGUUUUGGAAGUUUGUGUACAUUAUCCUAGGAGGCUUUUUGUGUGUCCUAGGGCUGCUUAUGCUAGGCCUGCGCUAUUGCUCGUGCUGUUGUGGCACCACACCAGAUGUGGAGACAGGUGGUACAGUUACCCACACGCACACGCAAAGCUAG
Effrenium voratum is the source of this 603-nucleotide messenger RNA. The record is from the annotation of a GenBank genome assembly. Lineage: Eukaryota; Dinophyceae; Suessiales; Symbiodiniaceae.